AUGAGAGAAAUUAUUCAUUUGUCUACUGGUCAAUGUGGUAACCAGAUUGGUGCUGCGUUUUGGGAGACUAUUUGUGGUGAACAUGGGUUGGAUAACAAUGGUAACUACCAUGGAGAAGACGAUCUUCAAAAAGCGAAGCUUAACGUGUAUUUUAACGAAGCGAGCUCAGGUAAAUACGUCCCUCGUGCGGUGUUAGUGGAUUUGGAACCGGGCACCAUUGAUGGGGUCAAGACGUCGAACAUCGGGAAUCUCUUUAGACCCGACAACUAUAUUUUUGGCCAGAGUAGUGCGGGCAAUGUGUGGGCCAAGGGACAUUACACCGAGGGGGCGGAAUUGGUCGACUCGGUCAUGGAUGUGAUUAGAAGAGAAGCAGAAGGAUGUGACUCGUUACAAGGGUUUCAGAUCACCCAUUCGCUUGGGGGUGGUACUGGUUCUGGUAUGGGUACCUUAUUGAUAUCGAAAAUGAGAGAAGAAUUCCCCGACAGAAUGAUGGCCACCUUCUCGGUCGUUCCAUCGCCAAAGGUCUCCGAUACCGUUAUCGAACCUUAUAAUGCCACCUUGUCGAUCCAUCAAUUGGUGGAAAACUCCGAUGAAACCUUCUGUAUUGAUAACGAAGCCUUAUACAACAUUUGUCAAAAAACUUUGAAAUUACCACAACCAUCGUACGCCGAAUUGAACAGCUUGGUUUCGUCUGUUAUGUCUGGUGUCACCACCUCGUUACGUUACCCAGGUCAAUUGAACUCUGACUUGAGAAAAUUAGCCGUCAACUUGGUUCCUUUCCCAAGAUUGCAUUUCUUCAUGGUUGGUUACGCCCCAUUAACCUCCUUACGUUCCAAAUCAUUCAGAUCCUUAACCGUUCCUGAAUUGACUCAGCAAAUGUUUGAUGCAAAGAAUAUGAUGGCUGCCUCCGACCCAAGAAAUGGUCGUUACUUAACUGUGGCCGCGUUCUUCAGAGGUAAGGUUUCCACCAAGGAAGUCGACGACGAGAUGCACAAGGUUCAAACUAGAAACUCUUCGUACUUCGUCGAAUGGAUCCCUAAUAACGUUCAAACUGCCGUUUGUUCGGUUCCUCCAAAGGAUUUGGACAUGUCUGCCACCUUUAUUGGUAACUCCACCUCCAUUCAAGAAUUGUUCAAGAGAGUUGGUGACCAAUUCAGUGCGAUGUUCAGAAGAAAGGCUUUCUUACAUUGGUAUACUUCCGAAGGUAUGGAUGAAAUGGAAUUCACCGAAGCUGAAUCUAACAUGAACGAUUUGGUCAGUGAAUACCAACAAUACCAAGAUGCCGGUGUUGAUGACGAAGAAGAAUUGGAUUAUGCUGAUGAAGUUCCAUUAGAAGAUGGUUUAGAAUAA
Messenger RNA from Debaryomyces hansenii CBS767, 1350 nucleotides. It is a transcript of the gene TUB2, whose product is annotated as beta-1 tubulin. The record is from RefSeq and is a predicted model, not a curated record. Lineage: Eukaryota; Fungi; Ascomycota; Pichiomycetes; Serinales; Debaryomycetaceae. Gene Ontology annotation, biological process: mitotic cell cycle; microtubule cytoskeleton organization. Gene Ontology annotation, cellular component: cytoplasm; microtubule. The coding region runs from base 1 to 1350 and encodes 449 amino acids. The transcript has 3 exons. Gene Ontology annotation, molecular function: GTPase activity; GTP binding; structural constituent of cytoskeleton.